GCCCUCUCUCUUCCUCCUUCCGUUUGCGAUGGGAACCGCGUCGGCCUCAAAUGGACGGUCAUCUCCUCUAAUUAUUUCUUGGUGGUGACGGAGGCAUGGAGAGGAGACGUGUUGUGUCAGGGAGUCUGUCUGUUCUUGAUGGGAGAUAUCGGCACCGAGUUCACUGGGGAGAAGGGGAUCGCCGAGAACCUGCCGGGGAGGAGAGAGGAGGAAGUGAUGGUUUGGCGCAGAGGUCUAUGUGGAAGGAUAUGCGAUGGGAAGAAGGUUAUUGGAAUGGGAUCAACGUCGGAGAGGGAUGGUUGCCUGCAGCAACAUCAGAAGCUCCGCCACAUCGUCACUCUCCUCUCGCAGCUCCGCCAUUUCGACCAUGCACCUCAGAACCUUCGAUUGCCUCCGGCAACUAUGGUUGUUGCGAGAAUCUCUCUGUUGAUAGAGAUGAGAUUUGGAGCUGCAGAGUUCCUCCGUCGCAGUUUUAGGUAUUUUCCCUCUUUGUCUAUGAUCUGUGCACUGGUGCAUCAUGUGUCGAACCACAACAUAGAUCGAGAGCAUCAAGUCUCCGAUCGAGGUCUAAGUACGCCAGUACCCUGCAUCUGCUUUUGCGACUACAUUCAUCUACCUUUAGAGCUAGCGGUGUGGAGUUUGGUAGCUGAAACUGUUCAUGAUCGAUUGGUGGGCGGCUGGAACUGUUGUUUAGCGGUGAGGAGGAUCGCAAUGGGAUGUUUCUGUGAUUGUAUGGAGAAUCCAUCUCUCCGUUGCAGCUACUGCAAUUGGAUGGGCAAGAAGCGGUGACCUGCUAAUCGAAUUUCUUCGAGGUUUCUAUACUUGUGUUCAUUCGAGUGAGGUUCACACAAGUUGGGGCUUGUGACUUUCAGUGACACUUCUAUUCUCCGAUUUCUCCGUGGAUGCUUCCAUGUAUUCAGGUUCUUGCGCAAGUUGCAGCAUGUCCACCCCUUGAUGACGAGGAAGAGAAUUUGUUCAACAUGAGGGUACAUCACUGAAAAGGUACUCAUGGGCUCACUAUUGAAGCUGUAUAGUGAUCUCAGUGGGGCAUGCGAUGACUAGGAAAAAGCCUUGCAAGAGUUGAGUUGCCUUAAACAACAUCCACUAGAAAAAGGUCUUUUGCUAUUACAAUGAUUCAGGCUGUUAGUUGUGCGCUUUUCUUAUUGAAAUGAUUCUUUUGUACAAUCAGGGAUGGGAAUUGGUUGACUUUUAAUGUUUCUCAUGUAACAUUGCUCAUGCUAGAGAACUUAUGGCCUUGACUUUCUGUGCAUUUUUUUGCCAUGUGUUUGGCUGAUUUCUUCUGAAGAUCUACUAUGUUUUUUUUUGUUAAUUUAAAAGUGAGGGGAAUGUUGGAAAAUGGACCCAGACUACCAAAUUGUAGAACUUUGUUAAGAGCAUCAGAAGGCUCAGAUGUUACGGCUGGAUAAAACUCGCAAGCAAACUUUUAGAAAUCAGAAUGGUGUUUUAAUGGUCACUGGAAAUUAAAGGAAGACUGGAAGGCAACAGAAGGCUGUGGAAAGCGUGAUCCUUUUUUUUAUAUCCACUAUGUAUAGGAGAUUUAUGAAAUUGAAUGUGAUGAGGGUUGAUAAUUGGUUCUUUAGAUGUUGUAUGGAGUUCUGAUUAAGAUAGGAAUACCGUGUUUGCACCUUUUUUAUUGCUUUCAAAGGCGAGCAGGGUAGUAUGCUUUCUAAGUAGAAUUGGAAUGUACAAGUCUGUCUGUAUCUACUGCUUUGCUGCAGUAUGCAGACUCUUUUUUUGUUCUAUGUAUAAUAUAUAUAUUUUGAUUUAGUAGAGUGUAUGAUGAGAG
Messenger RNA from Linum tenue, 1807 nucleotides. Lineage: Eukaryota; Viridiplantae; Streptophyta; Magnoliopsida; Malpighiales; Linaceae. The record is from the annotation of a GenBank genome assembly.